This is a messenger RNA of Danio rerio (zebrafish), 4354 nucleotides long. The record is from RefSeq and is a predicted model, not a curated record. NCBI's taxonomy places the organism in Eukaryota, Metazoa, Chordata, Actinopteri, Cypriniformes, Danionidae.
AAAAAAUAAACAGGGGGGCUAAUAAUUCUGACUUCAACUGUAUAUAUAAUCCAUCCUCAAAUGAACUCGUUAAUAUAACAUGAGAAUAUCUGUAUAUUUUUAAUAAUUUACAAUAAGGUUUCCUUCAUUGAAUGCAUUGACUAAUAUAAAAGAAUCAUGUUUACACAGCUGUGUUUUCAUAGCACAACUAAUGCUGACUCUUAAUUUAAAAAAGCUUAAAUGACUAAAAAGUAAUUGUUGAGUUUAUAACAGAUUAAUAAAUGCCACAGAGGCAUUAUUCACGAUUUCUUCAUUAAAUAAUGUUUAAACGAAUGAGAAUUAAUUGUAAAGUGUUAUAUAUAUAUGAGAAUUUACAUUCAAUAUGACUAUAUGCAAUUCGUCUGGAAUAUUUUAAAAUAAACUAAAAGGAUUUAAAGGGCACCUAUUAUGAAUAGCAUCUUUAGUAAGCUGUUUGGACAGAACUGAGUAUAGGUUUAGUGUGAUAUUAACACAACAAGUCUCUUUUUUUUAAUUUCCUAAUGUUAAAAUAGGAUCUAGAUCCCUCCCAUUUUGAGGCAGACCACAACGUGACAUAGGAGUGUGGUUUCCCCGCCCACGGAUUUGAUUGACAGCCUCAUAUUAACAUAGUAACGCGUAUAAUCAUAUCAACAAGACAGGACGUGCGCAAAGCAUUUGGGAUUAAAAGAUCUGUUCAGCUUUCUGUGAUCAUCAAUCAUUAUCAAAUGUGAUCAGGAAUGAGUUUCACAAGUUAAAAGCGUUUUAAUACAGUGCAUGUUUGUAAUGAAUUACAGCAAUUUUACCAUCUUUAUCACCACAGCCGCAUAGUGUCAGUACAAUUAUAAAAGAAGACGCUUCAAUCCUGGUUUGUGGACGUUAAAUUUUGUACAUUAACAUAAUAGAUAUGUACAGCAGUAGAUAUUAACCUGUAUCUUGUCACAUUUGCCAUGCAAAAACAGUUCAAAGUUAAACGCAUGAGCUGUGUGCUUAACAACAUUGUGUGUGAUUAUAAUUACAGAAAGGCUUGAAUUAACUCCACAACAAAUACAACAAAUAAUCAUUGGGAAAGUUCUUACCGUAGUUAUUCUAAGAAACAUUACGUGAGAUCUGCUUGUCACUGUGCUGUUUAUCACAGCCGGAGAUCGAGACACACUCUGAUAGGCACGUGGGAGCGGUGGGCGGGGAAAACCAGCAUUAAAGGCACAGGCAACAAAAACAGCUACGAGAUGUUCAGAGCUGAAAUUGCAAACUUCAGGAAGCUAUAAUGAAUAAUCUGAUUGGUGUUUUAAGCUGAAACUAUACAGACACAUUCUGGAGACACAUGAAACUUACCUUAAAUUUUAAAAAAGGGUGAAAUAGGUGCCCUUUAAAUUUAUUAAAUUGUCAAAUAAGCUCACUUUAGAUUUGUAUCACAUCUAUUUACCAGUGAGAGGUGCUCAAUAUAUAAUCCACUGAGGUUUGCUGCGUAAUCUUGAAACGAACAAAAUGUUAAUGUUUUAACAUGCUGGCUAAAUAUUUAUUUGUUCAAAUCUGCAUGAUUAACAAAGAAAUCCCUUUAAUAUGCCUACAUAUUGUCGCGUUAUAAGAAGAAAUGCAGCCCUGAAGGCCUUUAACACUGCGAUUUGCUACUAAUAUGAAAUGAAAAUACUCUAAUAUGUAAAUACAAAUAUCUAAUAUAUAGAGCAAGCCUAUAGAAAUGAAUCAUGUCCCCGUUAUACCUUUUUCCCCAACUAAAUGUUCAACAGAGACUCUUGUGCAAGAGAUGUUUAAAAGCCAUCCGAGCGGUCGUAACCCGUGCUGUGCUGCUGAUAGCAGUUUUUGGGUGAGACGUGCUCGAUUUAGAUAAACAGUGUUGUGAAUGUUUGUUCCUGAUUGAACCUGAAUAUUUACUCAGAGAUGAACGGAGAACUGUCAGGUGUUGAGGAUUUACAUCUGUCAGGAAAAUGCAGUUACAUGAGGCGCGUUCUCCUAAACCAGAGCUUGUUCCUGUUAAUGUUUACGACAGAUCUUGUGUCCUUUGUACUAUCUGCACACAGGCCAUGCACAUGUUUAGUGUCCUAUUGAAAAGGAAUAAAAUAACCACUGAAUUAUGGCCUGUCUCUUGUUGUCUGACUGGAGGUGUAAUAGGAGUGGACGGCUACACUGUAAUUCAGCGAAGCACUAAUGAAGUUAUGUUCUCAACUCGGUCUAAAUGAUGUCAUAACUCCACGACGGCAUACCUCACUUCACGUUCACUCGGCGUUGAGUGUGGCGUUUCAUCGCUAUCAGACAAAAACAGAGCGCAAAUAAACAAAGAUGGCUGACAAUCAGGAAAUGUCUCCCCUGGAGAAGAAGGUGGCGGAGCAGAUUGAGUAUUAUUUUGGUGACCAUAAUCUCCCAAGAGACAAGUUUCUGAAGGAGCAGCUGCAGUUAGACGACGGAUGGGUCCCUCUGGAGACCAUGCUAAAAUUUAAUAGACUCAAAAGUCUCACGUCAGAGGAAUCAGUCAUUGUCGAGUCGCUGCUGAAGUCUAAAACAGGCCUGCUGGAGAUCAGCGAAGACAAAACCAAAAUAAGACGAGAUCCGAACAAACCCCUUCCUGAGAACAACGAGGAAUACAGGGACGCGCUCAAACACAAAUCCAUCUACAUGAAAGGCUUUCCUCUUGAAACUACGCUGGAUGAUGUUAAAGAGUGGCUUGCUGAUAAAGGCACAUUUGAAAACAUCUACCUGAGGAAAGGACCCCAGAAAACCUUCAAAGGAUCAAUCUUUGCUGUUUUGGAAACUGAAGAAGCUGCCAAGGCUUUUGUCGAGCGUGACGACAUCAAAAAUUUCAAAGGAAACGAGAUGAUCGUCAUGAUGAAAGAUGCCUACUUUACUAAAAAGAUAGCUGAGAGGAAGCAGAACCGUGUGGAAUCUAAAGCUAAAGCCAAAUGUGACAAAGAGGAAAAGCAGAAACAGGCUGAAGAAGAAGAGAUGAAAUCCCUGAAUGAGCAGAGAGGCUGCCUGCUGAAGUUCUCUGGUGAAUUGGGUCAGACCUCAAGGGAGGAUUUUCACUCCGUCUUCUCUGAUCACGCUCAAAUCAAGUGGAUUGAUUUCACCAGAGGAGCUAAAGAGGGCACCAUCCUGUUCCACUCCAACGCUAAAGAGGCUCUCCAGAAAGUCCGAGAGGCUCUCAACGGGGAGGAUCCCAAGGUGAAGGAGCAGGCCGUUCAGUGGGAGAUUCUGGAGGGAGACGUGGAGAUGGAAACACUGAAGAAAAUCAUCGAGGAUCAGCAGGAGUCAAUAAACAAACGCAAAGGAGGCCGAGGAGGGUUCAGGGGUCGAGGAAGAGGACGAGGAGGCCGCAGAGACCGAGGAGGACGAGAACACACUCAGUUCAAGGGAAAGAAGACCAAGUUUGAUAGCGAUGAAGAGGGAGAUGAAGAAAGCGCCAGUACAAAGAAGAGACCUCUCGAGUCUAACAGACAAGAUAACGGAGAGCCGGUUUCCAAACAAGCCAAAAGCGAGAAUGGUUCUUAAUGGGGAAAGAGUUGUGGCCUUAUUUUUUUGUACAGUAGAUUUUCCCUGAAACCAACAGAAAUGCAUUCUCAGACUACUUGUGUGUCAAAGGCUAACCGCUGCACGAGAGCUCCACGCCACACUUUUCUCUAAAAAGGGCAUCAUGCAUCAUUCUUAUGGAUUUUCUUUUUGUUUUCAAACAUGCCGGAUGCCUGGAUGCUUAUUUAUUUGCCAUACACAAACACUUAGAGUUGCUGGUUUGAUUUAAGAUCUCCUCUACAGCUAGUAAUGUGUCAUUUUUAACAAUCUAUUCGGCUUAAACAGUCCGCUGGAAGCGCCUACAGAACUAUUGACAACUGUAAUCGAGUUAUUUCAUUCCUUGAGCACUCAGUUUGCAAACUCCUGUGUUUUCAGCACAAUAAAUGAGCUGAGUUAUGAUUUUGACAGCAUUUGUGAUACUGUAUUACUGUAGAUCUAUUUGAACCCUUCAGAAUAAUGUAUUGGGGUUGUCUGAAUUGUCAUUUCACUUUUUUCCAUUAAUGAAAAACUUUGUUUCUGCCGUCUAGAUUAUUCCAUUGGUUGUCACUUGCACAAACAGAAGUGUGUGUUAUAGCUGUUUCUUUUUAAAUGUGGUUGCAAAGGAGUUUUCUUUGAGUAAUUAGUGUUUUGACUGAAGAUUUUUUUUUUUAAUUGUACUUAAUCACAGCCACAGGAACGUGUCUCUUAAUCUAGAGUGCUGUUUUAGGCGUCAUGCUUCAUAUUUACCCCUGCAGGGCUUUGACAAGCACUCGUUGUUUUGUUUUGCUUUGUUUUUUACUGCCAUGUGUUGAUGAAUUAAACGCAUUUAGUAUUUCAAUAAAGGUCUUGAAAAUCCAAA